UAUUAUCCUCUUCUCAGGUGAUCAGUAUCUCUUUUUUGUUAAAGAAGAAUAAUGGAAUGAAUGAUCAUAAUUUUAUCCAUAUAGACACAGGAGAAGUGAAGAGAAGUACAGGCAUUUUUUGUUCAUCAGCAUUCAUCGAAUUAGGCGCCGGACAGAGGACAACAGGUAGAUCUUAAGCUCAGCAACACAACAAGAUGGAUGUGGUACUGAAGGGGCAUGCUUCUUAUUCACCACGAAAUGACAAGAGAGCUCUUUGCCUUUUUGUCAUGGUCUGGAUUGUUUAUUCCAGGUUUCACGCAGUGGGAUCAUUCUUUGACACUUACCCACAUUAUUCGUCGUCGUAUGACUGGUCAUCAUGCUGGUCUACCCUGGGGGCAAUCGUCAUGUCAAGCAAAACCAUGAAGAGGUUAGAAUCAGAAAAGACGCUUUCUUGGUGGUUUAGUGACCCCAAGACCAACAACAACGGGGAAACUAGUCUGGUGCUGGAGCUGCAAAACCAGAUUGCAAGAUUGAGGCUUGAACUUGAGAAAAACAAAUGUUAUAAAGGAGUGACCAGUGAUGCUUUGGAUUUGAUUUCAGAUGUUUCUGACUUAGCCUGCAGCGUCAAGAAGCGGUUGGAAGAACAAGGGAGGGUCAGAAGCCAAAAGCAUCGUUUGUCAGAAGAAGAGAAUGCAAAUUUGAAACUUGAACUGGAUGCAACCAAAUCCUCCUUAAAAGCAUCUGAAUCCCAGACAGCAUUUCUGAAAGAGCAGAAUAAAACGUUAGACGUAUAUGUAUCUCAACGCCAUACGGAGAUAAGGGAACUGAAAGUAGCCAUCUCUAAUGCUAAGCUGAAAUUUAGGAAUGAGGAAGCUCAGCUACAGAAGGUAAUACUAGCUUUAGAACAGCGUCAAGGGGUACUAGAGACGGAUCUGAAGAAUUCGGAGUUGGAGGUACGCAAAUUAGUGGAGGAGCACAAGAGACUUGAAGAUGAACAUAAAGAAUUUCGAGUUUUGCAAAGAAACCGUGAAGCAGAAGAGAUGGAGAGGCAUCGUCUGUCAGAAGAAGAGGUUGCCAAAUUGAAACUUGAACUGGAUGCAACCAAAUCUUCCUUAAAAGCAUUUGAAGUCCAGACAGCACUUCUGAAAGAGCAGAAUAAGACGUUAGACGUAUACGUAUCUAAACGCGAUAUGUAUAUUAAGGAACUGAAAGUAGCAUUCUCUAAUGCUGAGUUAAAGUUUAGGAAUGACAAAUCUCAGCUACAGAAGGUGAUACUAGCUUUAGAAGAGGGUCAAGGGGAACUAGAGACGAAACUGAAGAAUUCAGAGUCGAAUGUAAGUAAAUUAGUGGAGGAGUACAAGAGGGCUGAAGGUGAACAUAAUGAAUUUCGAGUUUUGCAAAGAAACCGUGAAGCAGAGAUGGAGAGACAUUUGACAGCAAAGAUUGUUGAGAAAGGGAAAGAGGUAGAAAAGUUGAAUGAGAGCCUCCAUGAACUUAGAGUGGAUUUCGAUACACUGAGAGCGGAGAGAGAUGAGCUGGACGCAAAGACAGCUUCGUUGGCGACUGAUGUGGUGUCUAGAAAUGAAAUGAUUUGUCAUAUGGAAGAGCAUUUGCAUAGGUUACAUAAAGAGCAUGUGGAUAUUAUAUCGAGAUGCGAGGGAGCUACAAAACAAGCCGAGGAGCAAAAGAAAAGGUUGAGAAGAAUGGAGAGUGAAGUGGAAUGGCAGAGGGACAUGAUAGCAGAAGGUGCAGAAGAGAAGAAAGAAGCAAUAAGGCAACUGUGCUUCUCCUUAGAGCAUUACAGGAAUCGUUAUUACGAGUUCAGGAACGCAUUUAUAGAGCUUACGAAACAGGCACCAGUACAAGACAUUGCUUACUAUUACAGGAAGUAGUAACUAACCUCAUGUCUUUUGGUCUCGCAACUGAGCAUUGCUAGCUAAAGAUGAACAAAUACCGUCAGAAGCCAAUGGAGCGACUCGAUUGAACAUUCGAUGACAUGAUCUUAAACAGGCAGGUGAUUAGUUUUCCUCCAACUGAACUGAAAUUUGUCAGUCUUUGGGUUCCGUCUACCAUUAUUUCUGUACAUAGGAGUUAUAUUAGUUUUUCGUUGUGUGGAUAUAUUUGUUGUUAACUGUACCAGAUAGUUA
This is a messenger RNA of Papaver somniferum (opium poppy), 2126 nucleotides long. RefSeq names its product protein NETWORKED 4A-like. The transcript has 4 exons. The record is from RefSeq and is a predicted model, not a curated record. NCBI's taxonomy places the organism in Eukaryota, Viridiplantae, Streptophyta, Magnoliopsida, Ranunculales, Papaveraceae. The coding region runs from base 195 to 1871 and encodes 558 amino acids.